This is a messenger RNA of Physella acuta, 2673 nucleotides long. RefSeq lists its product as uncharacterized. Lineage: Eukaryota; Metazoa; Mollusca; Gastropoda; Physidae. The record is from RefSeq and is a predicted model, not a curated record.
UCCGCUAUUAUUUAAGAAGCGGCCAUCUUUCUGUUGUAUUUUAACGUGAACUGCCUAUCUAUUAUAUCUAGAUCUAUAUUAUUUUCACAGAACUGAUAGCAAAAGUAAUUAGUUUUCAAGAACACAUUGAAGAUGGCUAACCCAAACCAUGAAGCCAACCCAGAUGACAUGCAUGAAAUAUGGAUUGUUUCGCCACUCAGUGGACAAAAGAAAGUUGUCCCCAUUGAAAUUAUGGAUGUCAAUGGCGAUGACAACAAAGUUCGCGUGGUUAAAAAGAGCAUAUUAAACCUAGAAGCGAUUCUCAAUCCACAAGACUACACCAUGGUUGCUUGCAUGGAAAGUAUCAACUCAAGCAGACAAAUGGAUGAUAAUGCCAGCAUACUUGAUUACUUUACUGAGAUGUGCAAUGGAUAUUUCGAAUUUAGUUCAAGAAUUUCCAAUGAGAAACCCCAAAAUAACUGAACUACAAACACUAAUUUUUUUUUUUACAUAAAAUCACCAUAACAAACAUAUUUUGACUACCUAAUUUUAAGCCUAAGUGAUAAAUAAAAAAAAACUGUCAUUAAAUUAAUUGAACACCUGUUUACAACUGAUAUUUUUAAAACCCAUUUUUACAAGCUUUUAUUAUCAUUAUAUUAGUGUGUAUUAAUUUGUUUUAUUUUUAUGGUAAAGUAAGCUAUUAAUUAAAACAACAUAUUGGCAGAUGAUGGACUAACUUAAAACUUUUGGACAGAGAUUACAGAUGGAUUUAUUACUUAGGUUUUGAAUGCUAAUGUGGGGAAGCAUGAAGAUAGAAUAGUUAUCUGAAAUGACACAAAUCAGUAAUGAGCUACCAUUGUAGAAUUAAUAUUGACUUACUUUUGACUUUGUCCUCUUUGCGCCUUAUGGAACAUAGGGCCUCCACCAUUUCCUUCCAUUUCUUCCGAUCCCCGGCUAUUUUGCCGACUCCCAAGACAUCCCUGUUGACUUCAGUUCUUCAAGAAGACUCCAACUUUAGGUCUGUCUUGGACGCCCUCUCUUCAGCUUUCCCUGGGGGUUCCACUCAAGCGCUUGGCGUGUAACAUUUGGGUGAGCCUUUCGCAGUGUGUGACCCACCCAGCGCCACUUCCUCCAUCUUAUUUGCACACCCAAAGGCUCCUGCCUAGCCUUCCUCCAUAGUUCUAUGUUCGGCACUUUGUCCUGCCAUCUCAGUUUCAGUAUCUGUCUAAGGCAUCUAUUCAUGAAGGUCUGUAUCUUUGCUGUGCUUGCUUUGGAGACUCUCCAUGUCUCUGCUCCAUACAGCAGAACUGCCUAGACAUCCUAAUUUUUGUGGUAAUGGAGAUGGCCGAAUUUUUCCAUAUGGGUCGCAGAACUGUGAAAGCGCAGCGGGCUGUAUUAACUCUAGCGCGUAUGUCCUCCUCUGUGCCUCCCGUUUUGCUGAUCUUGCUGCCAAGGUAGACAAACUCUUGCACAUCAUUUACCUGUCUUCCGUCUAUUGUCAAGAAUUAAUAUUGCAAAAGAAAUUUGCCGUUAAGAGGAAAAUUUGAUUUAAUUAUUGCUACAUUACUUGUUGCCUAUCACUCAUUAUAAACAGGCGACUUCUUCAAGUUAACUUCAACACUUUAUUAUUCAUACAAGACAGCUCUCUAGCUAAAUUCUUAGUCAUUUCCUAAUAACGUAUUACAUACGAAAACGGUAAACGGAGACAGAAUAUAUAUAUAUAUAUAUAUAUAUAUAUAUAUAUAUAUAUAUAUAUAUAUAUAUAUAUAUAUAUAUAUAUAUAUAUAUAUAUAUAUAAACACAUAACGUUACAAUUAUUUUUAGGUAGAUAUUUAUUGUUUAAUACAACAAUUUAAUUUAUAACAUUAUUAGGAAAAUGACUUUUAUUUAUAAUAAUUUUAAAAAAAAUGGAAAGUGCAUUAAAAUAAUUUGAGAUUUUAGCACCUAUUUAGAUAUUUAAAAAUACUUAUAAUAUUUUAAUGCAUUUUAAAAAGUCUUCAUUUAAUGUCGGAUACUAAACCGAAAGUCCAGAACUCGAACCGCUCAUUUUUGAAAAAGAAAACACACAGAGGUCUUAAAAUAUACUUUUUGGGAAUAAAAAAAAUUAUUACAAUUUUUUAAGAAAUCAGAAACAGAUUAAACUACUCUUCCGGUUACUGAAAAUUGCUCAAAAGUUGAAAGUAAUCUCCGUGCAGGAGUUAAUAGCUAUAUACGCGUUUCACGCACCUAAUUAAAACGGUAUUUUUGAACCCAUAAAUAGAGUUCAGAACAAGCCUACUUUCGGAUAUUGGAUGUCACUUAUUUGUAAUUGUAAUCUAAUUAUACGAUGUAAUAGUUAUAUUUAAAAUUUCUUCUACCUAACUAAAGCUUUACUACUGUUGUUAUGUUCCUACGAUUUUUAUAGAUUUGUUUUAAAUCUUAUACGUAUUUUACACGUAGGUUACUGUCGGGAUAUCAACUCUGGUUGCCAUUGAAACAGCAAAAGGAGUUAAAAUUUAACACCUUUUCAAACCUUUAAAAUGUUGUACGCCCAAAAGAUAAAUAAGAUACGACUACAGAUUUUAAUUCCUUAUACUAAAAUAUAUUUCGAUUUUUUUUUUGUUUUAUCUUGCAUGCAUUUAAAAUUAAAAGUUUACGUAAACCUAUGUACACAAUUAAUUGUUUUCUUCAAUUAAAUGGUGACACGUGAUGAUA